This is a messenger RNA of Tetranychus urticae (two-spotted spider mite), 2767 nucleotides long. RefSeq lists its product as uncharacterized. The record is from RefSeq and is a predicted model, not a curated record. NCBI's taxonomy places the organism in Eukaryota, Metazoa, Arthropoda, Arachnida, Trombidiformes, Tetranychidae.
AAAUAGUAGCGCCUAAAGAUUUAAAGUUGGUUGCGAAGACAGCGCCCUAUGAAACCGGCUUGAAGCUUAAAAGGUUCUAUUUGAAGCAAAACAAUUAACUUACCAAGAGGUUUUUAUUUUAUCACACUUACUAACUUUAAUCUGUUUAAUCAAUCGGGCUUCAAUGAAUCAUCCCUGUACUUCAUUGCUUAUCUCAACUUUAUGAGGAUUUCUUACUGGUCAAACCGGUGAUUAACUUUCUACUUUCGAUCUAUAAUACAUCAGACAUUUAAAAGCCUCUCUUUUAAGGACGUUUACAUUAUUUUUAAGCUGGAGAGCGAACCAAACAAACAAUAACUUCAACUAUAAACAUUUGUAAUAUUACUCAACGCUUCUAAAGAAUCAACACAACUGAGCUUAAAUUGGUAAAUCGGUAAAUUUAUUCAUCGGUUUAGUUGGUAAAUCCGCUUAAUUUCAAAAAUCUAUCAGUCAUUGGCUCAUCUCUCCUGUGAUACAUUGACAUCAACCUUUUUACACCAUUUUUAGUUCCUAUGCUUUUCGGAUCAUCUGUUUCUGUUAAUUUUUAAUUUCUCUUUGGUAUGUCGACGAUUUUAAUCGUCAAUUAGAAUAGACUUUUUUGUGAAAGACAUGGAAAACAAUUGCUAUGAUCUUGAUACUCGAAAAUUGCUCUCAUUGGAGGGUCAAAAAUGGUCUCUCAUUGAUUUUGGGAUUGACGAGGAUUCCUCCUCAAAUGAUAUUGAAGACAGUAAAAGCGAUUCAUCUUCUACAAUAAUACCAACCACAAAUGGGAUUAAUUACAGUUCGUUUGGAGUUAGUGAUACCAUGAAACUGAAAGAAGAAGACAUGUAUUUAUUUGGACUUUGCCCAGCCUAUGAUCCUUUCUUCCUGGCAGUUUGUGAAUAUUGCGGUCAAGUGAUUAAACCGCAAGCCUUGGCAAAGCAUAUCGAAUUAAGACAUAGGUUCUCUAUAGAUUCCAAUAAUGGUAAAACUGUAAACUCAACAAAUGACCUAUUGGAAGACGGAUAUAAUGCUCAAUCCUCAGUUUUACUUACUGGUAAUAAAAGUAUUUCUAACAGGGUAGGCUCGAAUGGUGAUGCUAAUCGACUCGGUGAUAGUAUAAAUUCCUUAGCGGGUAGAUCAUCCUUAUUUUCUAGUGAUAACAAAAGUGAUAGUAUUAAAAAUAUACUAUUAGAAGCAAUACCGUCAGGACCUGGGCCUGGAUCAUCAUCAUCUUCACCUCUUUCCUUUGGUCAGCCCAAUAACAACAUCAACCCAAUUAACAAUAGUAUUGUUGCUCACUUGAAGUCCUCAGUAUCUUUACCCAAUCAAAGUGGAACCAAUUCCCCAUUCAAUAACAUAGCUGCAUUAGGUUCAAAUUCAUCAGCUGCUUCAUCUCCUAAUUCGUCCAACUCGUCCCAAACACAGGGUUCUGGUAAUUUAUUAAACAACAAUCGAUACUCUUCACAACAAUCAAGUUCUAACAAGACUGACACAGGAGCUAUGGGACCCGUUAUUGGUAACACUAUCGGAAAUAACAAAUCUAAGUCCACUAACAAUACCUUGCCUAAGAAGGCAUCCAUACGAGGCAAGCUAUUGCCUUGUAAAGACCGUGAAUAUGACCCGGAUAAACAUUGUGGUGUGAAAAUUGGUGAUAUGGACAAACCGUGUACUCGAAGUUUAACAUGCAAAACACAUUCUUUAACUCUUCGAAGAUCUGUUUUGGAUAGAUCCAAGAAUUUCGACGACCUUUUGGCUGAACACAGAGCUUCAAAAGAAGCACUCCUAAGAGCUGCAGGAAUCGAGGUGAAACCAACAAAACAACAAUUAAAGCAAAGAGAGCUUGAGGCGAAACGUCAACUGAUACAACAACAACAGCAGCAGCAGCAACAACAACAGCAACAGAAACAACAGAAACAGCAACAACAACAGUUGAAGCAGCAGAAAAAUCAGCCACCAUUAGCACAGCAAAAGGUUGACCAGCAGAACUCACAUAUAAAUCAACAUCAUCUUCGUAAUCAUCCUCAGGAACUGUUUAUGCCAGCUCCAGCGACUCUACAAUCCAAGGAGUUCAAACCAAUUGGAUCGCCUUCUAAUCAAAAUUUAAUAGCUGAAAAAAAGAAAAACUCAACUGUUCCUAAUCGACAAUUGAACGAAAGUGUCGAAUGUAAAUCAGAACCUAAAAGCUCAAUACCAUCAACAUCAACACCACCAACACUACCAGCAACUUAUUCAAAUCAUUCGGAGAAAACAAAUUUCAUUGAGGCCGAUGGUUGCCUUUAUUUGCCUAAUCCUCCUAAACCUAUGGCCUUGUGUAACUUUAAUGCUCGCCAGAUAUCCAUUGAACCUCUCAACUGUGAUCAGGAUGAUAGUCCUUGUAACCUUUCAUCGCGUCUCUUUAACCGUAAAAGAGACUUAACUUAUUCUGCACUGACGAUUUUUAGGACUCAAUCAAAGACCGAUGGUAGACCCAACAAUCAAAAACUCUUAUCUCUACUGAAUGCAAACUAACUGUGUUUUGUUUUUUCUUUUCUUUUUUGUUUACUUGUAUGUGUGUAAAUGAUAUGUACAUACAAUUAUUUAUGUGUGCAUUGUAGCCAAUUUUUCUCACUCUCCUUUUGAUUAUCGUCUACUGUAUGUGUUAAUCAACUCUUUCGUUUUGUAAAAUCAAGGUUGAAACCUUUUGUAAAACUUUCAAGUCACAACAGAAUCGAUAUUUAUGAACUUUUUCAAUAACAAUAGCUGUCAAGCAAUUGAAAAUUUUUGUUUA